Molecule: messenger RNA, 2815 nt
Organism: Sinocyclocheilus rhinocerous
Lineage: Eukaryota; Metazoa; Chordata; Actinopteri; Cypriniformes; Cyprinidae
Product: inhibitor of nuclear factor kappa-B kinase subunit epsilon-like
Exons: 22
Coding region: 315-2507 (730 amino acids)
Biological process (GO): peptidyl-serine phosphorylation
Cellular component (GO): cytoplasm
Molecular function (GO): protein serine/threonine kinase activity; ATP binding
Source: RefSeq, a predicted model, not a curated record
UAUUAAGAGAAAAUGCACCAGUACCCUUAACUCAAACGCGAUGCACCGAACAAGGAAGUUCCUGACAGAAAUGAAAGGAAAGUUUCUGGUCACAAUGGUUUCCGUCGAGCUGCUCUCAGGACUUCUGCUAGAGGACUGCAGGUGUAAUUAACAUUAGUCCAUAGAAAAACUCAAAUUGGGAUUAAAGUGGGAAAUGCGCAGGCAUCUAACACACAAAUGGUCAAAUUGAAAGGAAAUGGAUUUUAUUUGACGCUUCUGUUGUGAUGUGAGUGACUUUUGAGACGUGUUGAGUUCACAAAUAAACCGAUCCGAUCAUGUCAUCCGCUUGUGUCAACACAAUGACAGCAAGUACAGCAAACCACCUUUGGUCGCUGGAUGAUGUUCUUGGUCAGGGAGCUACAGCAAGCGUCUACAAAGCACGAAACAAAAAAACAGGUGAGCUGGUUGCUGUGAAGGUCUUUAACUUGGUGAGCUACAACAGGCCAUAUGAAGUUCAGAUGAGGGAGUUUGAGGUGCUGCAGAGACUCAAUCACGUCAACAUAGUUAAACUCUUUGCUGUGGAGGAGAUGCAUAUGAACCCAAAGCAGAAGGUUCUGGUCAUGGAGUUCUGCUCAGGUGGCAGCCUGCUGAACCUGCUAGAGGAGCCAGAGCAUGCGUUUGGACUUCCUGAGUCUGAGUUCCUCAUUGUAUUACAGUGUGUGGUCCAAGGAAUGAACCACCUGCGGGAGAAUGCGGUGGUGCACAGGGACAUCAAACCUGGCAAUAUCAUGAGACAAGUGAGUGAGGAUGGGCGGUCGGUAUACAAGCUGACGGACUUUGGUGCUGCCCGUGAGUUGGAGGACGAUGAGAAGUUUGUGUCCAUAUAUGGCACAGAGGAAUAUCUGCAUCCGGACAUGUAUGAGCGUGCAGUGUUGAAGAAGCCCCAGCAGAAAGCUUAUGGUGUGUCUGUGGAUCUGUGGAGCAUUGGUGUCACCUUCUACCAUGCUGCCACUGGCAGUCUUCCCUUUAUACCAUAUGGAGGUCCACGCAGAAACAAGAAAAUCAUGUACAAGAUCACAACAGAGAAGCCAGAGGGAGCCAUAGCAGGUGUGCAGAAGGUGGAGGACGGACCCAUUGAAUGGAGCUACCGACUGCCACACUGCUGCCAACUCUCAGAGGGCUUGAAUUCCCAGCUGGUCCCAGUGUUGGCCAGCAUACUGGAGGCCAAUCAGGAGAAGUGUUGGGGCUUCGUCCAGUUCUUUGCUGCCACCACUGACAUCCUGCAUGGCAUCACGGUCCACAUCUUCUCUCUCCAGCAGGCCACAACACACAGCAUCUACAUCCACUUUCACAACACGCUCUCAAUCUUUUUUGAGGAUGUUCAGGCCCAAACUGGAAUUGAACCAGCAGCUCAACACUACCUGUUUCAGGGUCAUCCUCUCAUAUUGGAGCCAAGCAUGAAAGUAGUGAACCUUCCCCCCACCACUCCAGACCGCCCUAUCAUUCUCAUCAGCCGACGACCAGAGAAGCUAGUAGGCUAUUCAUACAGAGAACCUGAGGCCCCCGCGAUGCCCACAAAGUUUGACGUCAUGGCAGAUUACACUUUUUCCAAGACCAUUGUCGGCGUCAUCCAUCAGUACCUGCGGAUAGCCCGCUCACUCCAAAAGUACAGGGAACUGAUUCUGCAGGGGUUCUAUAGCUACAUUGAAAACACAGGUUUUGAAUGCAGUAAUGUGGCACACAGGAUUGCCAUGGUGAAUAUGAAGCUGCUUUCUUCUAUCAGCACAGAGGAGCAUCUCCAUCGAUUUGCUCAGAGGUUUGCACAUGAGAUUCCAGACUUUGUAGACAAUAAGAAGAAACUCCCACUGAUUGAAGAGGAUUUGCAGCGGAUGUAUGGCAGUGGAGUCAGAGAGUUCCAGAAUCAACUACAGCAUUUGCAUGUGAUGCUGUCUAAACACUCCGAGACACUGGCCCAGGAUAAGAGCAUCCAGAAGAUGGAGGUUUUGUUGGGGAAGAUUGUUGCAGUACAUCAGCAGUAUUGCAAAGACAGAAUGAUAGGAAAGCUCAGCUACAAUGACGAACAGAUUCACAAGUUUGAGAAGCUCAAUCUGUCCUCAUACAUAAAGAAGGUCAAGAGUUUAUUCAAGGAUGACUGUUUGCAGAAAUACCAGGAUGUUCUGAUGUCUGCUGGCAGCUGGAACAGGGUUCUUUAUGAGAUGCAGACAAGUCUAGAGCAUUUUGGAAUUGUCCUGCGGCAGAGGAUGGGGGAUCUGCAUGUAUGUGAGGCCCAGCAGAACAAGGUUCUGGACAGAGCUGUGCUCAGAGCUCUCCAACAGCCAGUAGAAGCUGAGGGGCUGGAUGGAAAGAUAAAGGAUGAGCACAUGAUUCUCAAAAUGAAUAGAUUAAAGGAUGAGAUGGAGGCUGUGGCACGGGAGCUACAGAAUAACAACAACAUGAUAGAAAGCCUUGCAGUAGUUACUGCUACACUGCCAGUGGAGAAAAAAGUACCUCAAGCCAACAGACCAUGAAGACCUCAAAGAAUACAGGAUGCACAACAAUAUUUAUAUUUACAGAGCCUGGAUCUCUGAGCUAAAGGGAAAGCGAAACAAAACAUCUCAAAAACUGUCCUUAGUUGAACCUCUCAAACCAGAAAUAACAGCUUAAUUGCUUAAUGGCUGUUACCGGGACAGGCAGCUGAAAUUGCAUGAUGCGUACUGAUGUGCAAAGCGCAAGUUGAGUUAUGACUGGACUCGAGUCCCUUAGACUAUGAGCUGUCGUGACAGGUUAAAGCAGCACUACAGGUGCAUCUCAAUAAAUUAGAAUGUCGUGGAAAAGU